This is a messenger RNA of Trichomycterus rosablanca, 820 nucleotides long. RefSeq lists its product as uncharacterized. The record is from RefSeq and is a predicted model, not a curated record. The coding region runs from base 92 to 736 and encodes 214 amino acids. Lineage: Eukaryota; Metazoa; Chordata; Actinopteri; Siluriformes; Trichomycteridae. The transcript has 3 exons.
GAGCAGGUCAUCCUAAUAAACCAGUGGAAGGAACAUGUAAAAAAAUAGGGUUCGUUUCAUUGAGAAUGAGAUAAAGAAGGCCGAGAGGCAGAUGGACCGAGUGGAAAAACCAGACCAGGUUGUGAAGAAGGUAGAGAGGCAGGUGGACCCAGUGGACACAGUGUUAAAACCAAAGCAGGUAGGAAAGAACCAGAUUGAAAUAAAGAAGCCAAAUUUAGAGGAGAAAAUGGUCCUCAAAAACCUGGAGAGGAUGGAGAACAAAAGGCUGGAGAAGCAGGUGCUUCAGAUGGACCAGAUGACAAAGGUAGAAGAACGAGUGGAUCAGGUAGGUUUGAAGACUAAGGUUAAUAAACCUGAGAAGCAGGUGUGUCUACAGGACAGGCAGGUGGUUCUAGUGAACCGGGUGAAGGAACCAGACAGGGAUGAAGCACCUGAGCACCAGUGGACAGAACUGGAGGAGCCAGCAGCUUUGGAGCACCAAACAUGGAAACUGAAGGAGCAGAACCUGGAUAGAGGAUGCACUGAAGAUCCACUGAAGAACAUCUCCGAGGCGUCUUCAAACCUACCGGACCACGAGCAGCUGCAGGACGACGUUCUUGUUCCCCCCAUCGUCGAAGCCCAACCUGGAGAGUCCGGGGCUCUGAUGGAGACCGCGCGUGAAGAUGAAGGUGUCCCGAUGCCGAAGUCGAGGAGAGCCAGCCUGAGAACCAAACGGUUCCAGUUCUUCAACGCCUGAAGCUGAGGUGGUGACGAUCCGGAGAUCAUCCAAUCACACGCCGACUUUUCCAACAUCAAAAUAACAAUAAAGUGCCUUCAUGAA